Temnothorax curvispinosus is the source of this 1544-nucleotide messenger RNA. Its product is annotated as cullin-3-B-like. Gene Ontology annotation, molecular function: ubiquitin protein ligase binding. The record is from RefSeq and is a predicted model, not a curated record. The transcript is spliced from 4 exons. The coding region runs from base 1308 to 1544 and encodes 78 amino acids. Gene Ontology annotation, cellular component: Cul3-RING ubiquitin ligase complex. Gene Ontology annotation, biological process: ubiquitin-dependent protein catabolic process; protein ubiquitination. NCBI's taxonomy places the organism in Eukaryota, Metazoa, Arthropoda, Insecta, Hymenoptera, Formicidae.
UUCGAUUUCUUGUCUCAAUUUACUUUAUAUUCCUCCGUAUUAAAAGUAACGCUCGUUAAUCUUAAUUUCGGUGAAAUAUCGUUAAGCUUUCAUUCGACUGCCUAUUAGAUAUUUGUGCGAGGGAAAGCGAAUCAGCGAUCGAGAUUUUAAUUUUGCUCUCUUCAUUCUCUGUCAUUACAUCAUUUAACUUGCGCACACUGUCUUAAUCGUCACUUCGUGUAGUCACUGUAGUCGAUAAGAAUCUGAUAAUUCAACACUAAAGAAUAAUGCAAAAUAGAUAUACGUGGUCGCAGUACUCUAGAUCUUAAAUGAAAACGACUUGAUUGAGUCAUUCAAGUGUCACUGUAUCGGUCGUGUAAACAACAUGACCUCAUAUUUACCUUCCGAUUCGUUUAAUUAUAAUUCUAUCACUGACGAAUGCGCCGUUAUCACUAAUAGCUGUUUUCAUAUGUGCCAUCAUGACGCACAGGAUAAAUCUAAUAGCGAAUUCUUCGUAUUUGAACGGCGUCUCAUUACAAAUACUACGACGCACCUCUAUGAAUUGCAAAUUCACCGAAGAUCAAUUGACGAUCCCGUGAGAGAACGGACAUUUAUUUAACGUGUAUAUACCGCGAGCGUUCCUGAAAAUUGGGACGAGUGUUUACCGAGUAAAUAACGCAAUUCUUCCGGUUUCGACGCGAGUGACUCUGCUACACGCCAACGUUUCUUGUGGCUUCCUUUCCGCGAAAACAAACGUGCGAGAUACGGUUAUUAAUGCUAGUCGAAGAACAACGCGAUAAGCCUCGCUACAAUUAAACGUAGUAGUCUCAAUUGCUGAUCUUCACGUCACGAUGGAACGUGUGGAACGCGAUAUGUUAUAUUAUAACUGUAUCUCCCCGAUUUGACGUCCGCCGUCAAUCCACCGUACGUCAAAGUCGGAAUUCUCAUUUAGCUUGAAAUUGAAUUAGUGAUUUAAUUCUUAUUGCUAGUGGGCGCCGAGAGUAAAUAUAAAUUAAUGCACACUGCCAGUGAUUCAUUGUCAUAAAAAACGGUUUCAAGGCUAAACUCCUUAAUAAAGAUGUGAAAUCGAUUUCUUUUUUGUGAAAAUUUUAUGGAAAGUCAAUCAUUGUCAUCAUUCACAGAGUAGCGUGUAUGUGUAUGUGCAUGUAAAAAAAUUAUCACACCAUUCGUUCAAUGAGAGGGAGCCAAGUUCGAGAGAUCACGUGGUAGCGAUUAAGAACCUGGAGGAUACGUCUGGCGAGAAUGGGUAUAUGACCGGUUGGUUUAUCGAUUGCUGGGGAGUGACUUGAAAUGGCCUCUUAAAACGCAUGCAGCUUAAACGGCAGACAGGCGGUACUCGGCACACAAACGACGACGAUGACGACGGCGGACGAUUUGUGCACACACGUAGGAUGACAGAGCAGGAGAUUGAAGAGAUCCUAGAUAAAACUAUGGUUUUACUCGGUUUUUUACAAGAAAAGGAUGUAUUUGAACGGUACUAUAAACGACACUUAGCCAAACGAUUAUUUUUUAAUAAUAUUGACCCCACCCUACGCUUUUUUUGA